UUCGCCGCUAAUAUCUUCAGUUACGACGCAGCUGCCGGUGUGCUCGGACGAUUUUACUUGACGUAUAAAUUUUUCAGACGCGUUUACUUUACUUUGUGCGCUCGUGUGAGUCUCGCGAUUACAUUUCCUCUAGAGACAAAAUGAAACUGUAUUCCGUUUCGGACGGCCCGCCGUCUCUCGCAUGUCGAAUGCUGCUGAAAGCUCUGAAGAUCGAUUUCGAGCUGAUUAACGUGGACUUUGGGAAAGGCGAGCACAUGACUGAGGAGUAUGAGAAGCUCAAUCCGCAGAAGGAGAUACCCACUCUCGUCGACGGCGAUCUCGUGAUGGGCGAAAGCAACGCGAUCUUACAGUAUUUAGCCGACCAAUAUGACACGAGCGGCAAAUUGUAUCCGAAGGACAACAAGCUGCGAGCGAUCGUCAACCACCGUCUGUGCUUCAAUUUGGCGCUUUAUUACCGCAAUAUCUCCGAAUACGUGUUGGCACCGAUAUUCUUCGAUUAUCAACGCACCCCGCUCGGUCUGAAGAAAACGAAGAUCGCGUUGGACAUCUUCAACACGUACUUGCAGCGCGGAAACUGCGAGUAUGCGGCGGGCGACAGUUUGACAAUCGCCGAUCUGCCGCUGAUAGCCUCGACGAUCUGUCUGGAGGUCAUCGACUUCAAGUUGAACGCGUGGCCUCUCGUGGCAAAGUGGUAUGACAAUUUCAAGCGAAAGUAUCCCGACCUUUGGGAAAUAGCGCAAGGAGUGAUGCGGGAGCUCAGCUACUUCGAGAAACAUCCGCCCGACAUGUCCGAGAUGGACCACCCCAUACAUCCGGUGCGCAAGAGCGCGUGAAGAACUCCCGCAAGGUCACGCCAAGUUCAAACGGCUCGUAUCUCGAUUCUUCAGCCGAAACGAAAAAUAGCCGAAGCAAAAGAAAUAUAUAACCAUAUUACCGUACAUUA
Molecule: messenger RNA, 943 nt
Organism: Harpegnathos saltator (Jerdon's jumping ant)
Lineage: Eukaryota; Metazoa; Arthropoda; Insecta; Hymenoptera; Formicidae
Gene: gfzf
Product: GST-containing FLYWCH zinc-finger protein
Exons: 5
Coding region: 141-833 (230 amino acids)
Biological process (GO): glutathione metabolic process
Molecular function (GO): glutathione transferase activity
Source: RefSeq, a predicted model, not a curated record